Molecule: messenger RNA, 1029 nt
Organism: Nanorana parkeri
Lineage: Eukaryota; Metazoa; Chordata; Amphibia; Anura; Dicroglossidae
Gene: FAM181B
Product: family with sequence similarity 181 member B
Exons: 1
Coding region: 31-1029 (332 amino acids)
Source: RefSeq, a predicted model, not a curated record
UCAUAGAAGACAAAGGAAUUGUCAACAGCAAUGGCCGUUCAAGCUGCAAUAAUGAACCAUCACUUUAUGCCCUUGUAUUUUCCCGGAUCCCAUGUGGGUUUUGAGAAAAGCUAUCACGAAGGGGUUGAGUUUCUCGGUGCUGUUGAAUCCGCUGGUGACUAUAAAGAGUCUAGCAAGGACUUGCUUACUUUCAUCAACUCAGCCUCCAGCAACAUCAAGCUAGCCUUGGACAAACCCGUGAAGUCCAAACGCAAGGUCAACCAUCGGAAGUAUCUGCAAAAACAGAUUAAAAGGUGCACUGGGAUGAUUGUUAACGGCAACACCAGCCAAGGGUCUCCCAAAGGUCAGUUAGCAUCGCCCAGCAGCACCAGCCCUCAAAGUUACCACUGUAAACCACCUCCAAAGAGGGACACCACCCAGACCAACCUGCAAAGCAAAAGCCUAGCGGCCCUGUUUGACAACACGAAGGAAGUUCGUGGAGAGAGAUGCAAGAAGGUCCCCUUGAGGAAUCGCAACCUUCCGCCUUCUUUCUUCACCGAGCCUGCUAAUUGUUCUUCGGGGCUUCUGCCCAACUCUAUAGCAACUUUGAAAGAGAUGGAGAAGGGCAGUCAGGAGACCAUGGAGUAUUUCGACCUGUUAGACUCGGAUUACAACAGCCUGAUCUCAGAGCAAGAGAUCCUUCAGGGAGCGUCGGUGAGGAUUCACCAGGACAUCACAGCGGAGCAUUCUAUGUACGAGCCGCAUCAUUUGCUAAACGGGAUCCUUUAUUCCGACCCCUGGAAUCCAUGUAAUCUCAUUAAAAAGAGUCCCGUGGGAACUUGCGGUGCGAGCCCCAAUGAAAAUUUUAAAUGCCUACCAAUGCCAGGGACGGUCUUCACCAGUCAUGGUGACUCUAGCCUUCCUACUGGGGUAGAAGACAACUGUUCUACACUAACUUCAUUUACUCCCUGCUACUCUGAAUGCUCCCUGCCCCAAAUGUUUUACGACUGUAGCUCGGGAUACAACAGAAUUGGCUAUCCUGUUCUGUAG